This is a messenger RNA of Solanum dulcamara, 1021 nucleotides long. Its product is annotated as immune-associated nucleotide-binding protein 9-like. The record is from RefSeq and is a predicted model, not a curated record. The coding region runs from base 1 to 1014 and encodes 337 amino acids. Gene Ontology annotation, molecular function: GTP binding. NCBI's taxonomy places the organism in Eukaryota, Viridiplantae, Streptophyta, Magnoliopsida, Solanales, Solanaceae. The transcript is spliced from 5 exons.
AUGGGUGGAAGUGCAAUUUUAAGUGAUGAUUGUUGGGAAUUUGGCAACAAUGAAGCUCGGACAGUGGUUCUAAUAGGACGUACUGGAGAUGGAAAGAGUUCGACUGGCAAUAGCAUUCUUGGGGAAAAGGUAUUUAGGUCAAUGCCUCAAUCUGCUGGAGUUACAGCUACUUGUGAGGUCCAAAGAACGCAAUUGCCAAAUGGCCAAAUAUUGGAUGUGAUCGACACGCCUGGGUUGUUUGAUUUUUCAGAUGAUACCAAAAUUAUUGGAAAUGAAAUUGUUAAAUGCAUCAGUAUGGCUAGAGAUGGCAUCCAUGCUGUCCUCUUAGUUCUUUCUGUAAGAACUCGCUUUUCAAGAGAACAUCAAGCAGCUAUCGAGAGUUUUCAACAUAUCUUUGGCAACAAAAUUAGUGACUACAUGGUUGUGGUAUUCACCGGUGGAGAUGAUCUUGAAGACCAUAAUGUGACUUUAGAUGCUUACUUGGGUGCCGACUGCCCCGAGCCUUUACAGGAAUUGGUUGCUAUGUGUCAAAAUAGGGUACUGCUUUUUGACAAUAGGACGAAAGACCCAUUCAAGAAAGCACAUCAACUAAAAGAGCUUCUUGAACAAGUGAAUUUGGUUGUGGAAAAGAAUGAUGGAAAACCAUAUACGAAUGAUUUGUUCAAGGAAUUGAAGGAAGGAGCCAUAAAUUUUCAUUAUCAGAAGGAAAUGGUUGAUUCUUCAACAGCACAUUCUGAGGAAGGCAUAAAUGAAUUGAAGGACCUAAUGCAGAAAUCCCAUGAGGAGCAAAUUAGUCGAAUAACUGAAAUGGUAGAAUCGAAGCUAAAAGUGAACAUACAAAGACUAGAGAAGCAAUUAGAGAAGGAGCAUGCUGCUAGGCUUGUGGCUGAACAAAAGGCGGAAAAAGCACAGAAAGCAUCAAAGGAUGAGCAUCGAAAGCUGAAAGAUCAACUUCAUAGCUCCCGUAGGGAGAUUCAGAAGCUCCGUGGUCGGCCUGUUUGUAAUAUUAUGUAAUUAAGAU